AAAUUAAGGCAUCCAUCACGGAGCAGCUGGCAGGCAGCGCAGAGGACAGCCCUGAGAAAUACAAAUACAGCUGGUGUCACCCAGAGGCGAAGCUGGGAAAGCUUUAUGUGGGAAUGCUUUCUGGAAAGGGAUGCACAGGGCACUGUGUGUGGUGGGUAUGGCCAGGCAGCAGCCCAUCUCCAGAGAAGGUACGAGGGAAGCACAGAAGGAUGGGCCAUACAGUGCUCCCCAGGACAUGAUCCCAGCCCCCAUAACUUGUGCUUUGGUCUCAGGGUUGUGUAGCCUUGUUUCCAGCUUGGGAUGUCUGUUGUCUGGGGCUUUUUUUAACCACAACUCACAGUGCCACUCAGAAAAAAAACAGCCUUUGGUGAGCAUUAGGAGCCAUCUGAGCGGUGCAAUGCAUUGUGCUCCCAUUCCACAGCCCUCAGCUGUCAUGCUUGGAACAGGUGGUGUAAGUCAAUCCCUGGGCAGUAGCGCUUCCCGCCCCCCCAGGCCGACCUUAAAGGCGCUGUGUGUGCCCCGGCUCCGUAGUACUGAGAGGAGCUGGCUCAGGUGAUGGAGCUCUGCCGUGUGCUGCUCCUGAUCGUCUCCGCAGUUGGGCUGACCCUGUGCUAUGAGCAUGAGACACGUCUGGUGGACGACCUGUUCCGGGACUACAACAAGGUGGUGCGCCCUGUGGAGAAUCACCGCGAUGUCGUUGUCGUCACUGUGGGGCUGCAGCUCAUUCAGCUCAUCAAUGUGGAUGAAGUAAAUCAGAUUGUAACAACCAACGUACGCCUGAAGCAGCAAUGGACAGACAUCAACCUGAAGUGGAACCCAGAUGACUACGGUGGCGUGAAACAAAUCCGCAUCCCAUCAGAUGACAUCUGGCGCCCGGAUCUUGUCCUGUAUAACAAUGCAGACGGUGAUUUUGCCAUUGUUAAAUACACCAAGGUCCUUCUGGAACACACAGGAAAGAUCACCUGGACACCUCCUGCUAUCUUCAAAAGUUACUGUGAAAUUAUAGUCACGUACUUCCCAUUCGAUCAGCAGAACUGUAGCAUGAAGCUGGGAACGUGGACAUAUGAUGGUACAAUGGUGGUUAUCAACCCGGAGAGCGAUCGCCCUGACCUGAGUAACUUCAUGGAGAGCGGUGAGUGGGUGAUGAAGGACUACCGUGGCUGGAAGCACUGGGUUUACUAUGCCUGCUGCCCUGACACCCCCUACCUGGACAUCACGUACCACUUCCUCAUGCAGCGCCUGCCACUCUACUUCAUUGUCAACGUCAUCAUCCCCUGCCUGCUCUUCUCCUUUCUGACCGGGUUUGUUUUUUAUCUACCCACAGACUCAGGUGAGAAGAUGACCCUCAGCAUCUCUGUCUUGCUGUCACUGACUGUGUUCCUGCUGGUCAUUGUGGAGCUGAUUCCCUCCACCUCCAGCGCGGUGCCUUUGAUAGGCAAAUACAUGUUGUUUACCAUGGUGUUUGUCAUUGCUUCCAUCAUCAUCACGGUCAUCGUCAUCAACACCCACCACCGCUCCCCCAGCACUCACACCAUGCCACCCUGGGUCAGGAAGAUCUUUAUUGACACAAUCCCAAACAUCAUGUUCUUCUCUACAAUGAAACGACCAUCCAGGGAUAAACCAGACAAGAAAAUGUUUGCAGAAGAUAUUGAUAUUUCAGAAAUUUCCGGGAAGCAAGGCCCUGUGCCUGUCAAUUUCUACUCCCCGCUUACCAAAAAUCCAGAUGUGAAAAACGCUAUAGAGGGAAUCAAAUACAUUGCGGAAACGAUGAAGUCAGACCAAGAAUCCAGUAAUGCGGCUGAUGAGUGGAAGUUUGUUGCGAUGGUGCUCGAUCAUCUUCUCCUUGUAAUAUUUAUGCUAGUCUGUAUUAUUGGAACACUAGCUGUAUUUGCUGGUCGGCUUAUUGAAUUAAAUCAGCAAGGGUGAACAUCAAAUGGAAACUAUUCACUGCCUGGGCUGGGACUGGAAAGCAUCUUAACUGUUAAAACCUGGCCAGCCAUGGAAGUUCCCCUGGGACUGAGCAGGGAUACUAAGGUGUGCUUAGCACUUCAGAGCUUCUGCUUGGUGCCAUUUCACUGCUAAAAUGACAUGGUUGCUCUACUGCUAGGCUGAAUGGCUGUCAGCCAGAUUUGGGUCCAUUUUACCAUUUAUUGGAAAUGUUAACAUGUCACUAAGACUGUCUGACUUUGUUAUCCACAAAUAUGAUUCUAGUGACAUCAAUAGCAGCAACAGUAUCUGAGCUGUAAAUCUGUAUUCAACUUCAGAGCAGCUUUCAAGCUGGUUUCAAUAUCUGCUCUGUGGUUUUUGUAUUGGCAGCGCCACAAAUGCCUUUUCUUGUAACACUGGCUGUAACCAGCAGAAAUUUCUCAAGCUCCUUGGUUAGAGCACCUGAUUUCUGCAUACAACUCAGAAGUGACUGACUCGUGUGUGACUCUACCUGCAGAACUCUUGGUCCAGCAAAGAGGGGACUUUCCUCAUUGUUAAAUGGAUCCACUGUCGUUUCUCGCUAUGCUGGCCCAAAGUAAAGGACAUGCUGAAGAUUUUUCACCCUUCUUUAUCCCCCAGCUCUGCUCUGUGGCCACACAACUAACGUGCAGACGGAGAGCAAGCAUACCUCGGUGCUCCUUUCACACUUAGUGAUGAGUAAUGCGAGGGCAGCUUUUCCUUUGGGGGUGCUCGGUACGAUCGAUCGGAUCAGCACCUCCUGCCCUGCUGGAAUGCAUCGCGAGCAGCAGGAUGGCACAGAGCAGCAACGACCAUUCCGAUGGCAGCGUGCAUGACGAAAGGAUCGGACCUCCCCCUUCGCAUCGGCCUAUUCAACAGAGCUUCCUUCAAACGUUGAGCAGCAGCUCACUCUAGUGACAAAAGCGGGUAGUUGCUUUCGUCCGAGAACAACUGAUCCCGCAAUGGUGGUUGGAUAUUUUUCAGUACAUAUUCAACCCAAGGAACAAGCCUGUGUUUGUUUCAGUAGUAUAGUGUGGAAGUUCGAGUAGUUCUGCCUGUUAUUCUCAGAAGCAGAUAAGCAAAAGUGAAGCAAAUGAUAGAAAUCCCCCAUGUUUCCAAGCCAGCUGCCCAAACCAGCAGGACCACUUUGCUAACAUCAGUAAAAACAGUUGCUGUGAGUUCAAUAAAAUAACGUGUUUAAUGUC
Coturnix japonica (Japanese quail) is the source of this 3149-nucleotide messenger RNA. RefSeq names its product cholinergic receptor nicotinic alpha 1 subunit (gene CHRNA1). Gene Ontology annotation, biological process: monoatomic ion transmembrane transport. The record is from RefSeq and is a predicted model, not a curated record. Gene Ontology annotation, cellular component: postsynaptic membrane. Lineage: Eukaryota; Metazoa; Chordata; Aves; Galliformes; Phasianidae. Gene Ontology annotation, molecular function: acetylcholine-gated monoatomic cation-selective channel activity; transmembrane signaling receptor activity.